UCUCAGCAGUCAGUAAGUACUAUCAAAAGCUUUUAAUCCUGUGUGGAUGCUAUUUAUAUUGUAGCAAAACAAUGAAGAAAACCAAGAGAUUAUGGAAUUAUGAACAGAGAAUUCUGCAAUACUUUAUUAUGAUGAUUGUUUGGGAAGCAGUUCCUGGACAGAUCCAUUAUUCCAUUCCUGAAGAGAUGCCAAAAGGUACUUUUGUGGGAAACAUUGCAAAGGAUCUGGGAAUGGAUGGGAAACAGCUUUUAGAUCAUGGACUUCGUGUCGUCAUUAAUGCAGGUACAAUUCAAUAUUUUAUUCUGAAUGUCAACCGUGGACAUUUAGAAAUUUCCCAAUUAAUAGACAGAGAGAAAAUAUGUAAAGAGACAGAAAAAUGCUUAAUAAAAUUCCAGAUACUUAUUGAAAGUAAACUAAAGCUUUAUGGAAUUGAAGUAGAAAUCACAGAUGUAAAUGACAAUGCUCCUCAAUUUCUCUCAAAGGAAUGGACAAUGAAAAUCAGUGAGAUGUCAGCAAUAAAAGAACAAUUUCCUCUACCAAAAGCUCAAGAUCCAGACCUGGGGAUGAAUUCUGUGCAAAACUACCAACUCACAGGUAGUAAUUAUUUUUCCCUGGAGAUGCAAAGAGGUGAAACUGGCACCAGAUAUACUAAACUGGUGUUGGAAAAAUCAGUGGACAGGGAAGAGCAAUCAGUUUAUGAUUUGAUCCUUACAGCUUUUGAUGGUGGCGAUCCCAUUAGGUCUGGCACAAUACAGAUUCGUAUCAUUGUUCUAGAUGCAAAUGAUAAUGUACCAGUUUUCAGCCAACAAAUCUACGAAAUGAAUCUCAAAGAGAACAUGCCCAAAGGAUCCACAAUAGCUACAGUAAUAGCUGUUGAUAUGGAUGAAGGAAUCAAUGGAGAAGUAAAAUAUUCUUUUGAGGAAAUAAACAAGAACAAUAAAGAAAUGUUUCUGUUAAAUUCGACUUCAGGGGAAAUUAUCCUUGUGGGGAGCCUUGAUUUUGAAACAUCAUCAACAUAUGAAUUUGAAGUACAAGCCAUGGAUGGGGGUGGGCUGAGUGAUAGGUCAAAGGUUCUGAUUUUGGUUACAGACCUAAAUGAUAAUGCACCUGAGUUAGCCAUCACCUUUGUGAUCAACUUGGUGCCUGAGAACUCUCCAGCUGGAACUGUCAUUGCCAUUUUAAAUGCCCGAGACAGAGAUUCAGGAGACAACGGAGAGGUUAAAUGCUCAAUUCCAAGCAACCUCCCUUUUCAGCUCAAGAAAACAAUGGAGAGUUUCUACAGUUUAGAGACAGACAAAACCCUUGACAGGGAACAAUUGUCAACUUACUCUAUCACUGUUACAGCAGUGGAUGACGGGGCACCACCACUCUCUACAUCUGUGGUUAUUUCACUCCAGGUGUUAGACACAAAUGACAACCCGCCACAGUUUCUGGAAUCAAAAUAUACCUCCUACCUUCUAGAAAAUAAUCCAAAAGGUGCCUCAGCCCUUUCACUUAAAGCAAAUGAUCCAGACUGGGAAGAAAAUGCCAGAAUAACUUACUCCAUCAUUGAUAGCCAAAUGCGGGACUCACCCCUCUCCUCCUACCUCUCCAUUAAUUCUGAGACAGGGACCGUCUAUGCCCUAAGUUCCUUGGACUAUGAGGAGAUUCAAGAGAUUCAGUUCCAGGUCAAGGCUCAGGAUGGUGGAUCCCCAUCGCUCAGUUCUAAUGUCUCAGUGACUCUCUUCAUCUUGGACCAGAAUGACAAUAUGCCAGAGAUCCUGUACCCCUCUCCUCCAGCUGAUGGCUCCACUGGAAUUGAGCUGGCCCCUCGCUCUUCUGAGCCGGGUUACUUGGUCACUAAAGUGGUGGCAGUGGAUGCAGAUUCUGGACAGAAUUCCUGGCUCUCCUAUCAGCUGAUCAAAGCAACAGAACCAGGGCUCUUCACUGUGGGACUCCACACUGGCGAAAUCAGGACUGCUCGGCUUUUUCUGGAGAAAGAUGCCCUGAAGCAAAUCCUAGUGGUUUUAGUGAAGGACAACGGCCAACCACCUCUCUCUGCCUCAGUCACUCUCACGGUUGUUCUGGCUGACAGCAUCCCUGAAAUACUCUCAGAUCUGAGCAACAUCUCAGCUCCUGUAGAUCCUCAGUCCGACCUCACAUUUUAUCUAGUGAUUGGUGUGGCGUUUGUCUCCUGCUUGUUUUUUACCUUCCUCCUUGUCUUAUUGGCCGUCCGGUUGUACAGGUGGAAGAAUUUGAAAUUGUUAGAGUCAGAAAGUGUACAUUUCAGUGGUGUCCCAGUGUCACAAUUUGUUGGGGUGGAUGGAGUCCGAGCCUUUCUUCAGUCUUACUGCCACACUAUUUCACUCACCAGAGAUUCUAGAAAAAGCCACUGCAAUUUUCAUGAGGAAAACUGUUCAAAUACUCUGACUAAUCAACCUCUAACCUGUGGGGUGAGUGACCCUAUCCUAGCCUGUGAGGAUUUAAAUUUGAAGAAUGAUGAGCAAAUCUUAGCCAAGGUGAGUUUAAUAUUUCAGAGUAAUGGUGUGUUUUGUUGAUCCUAUAAGCCCUUAUUUAUCUCAACAGUGAUUUCCCAUCAGUCUGUUCUGUUUAUUGAAUGUUAAUACUAGAUGUUUUCACAUUUUGUUUUUAUUCUACUGGGAUCCUUCAGCUUUGUCCUGGAGUG
Molecule: messenger RNA, 2665 nt
Organism: Thamnophis elegans (Western terrestrial garter snake)
Lineage: Eukaryota; Metazoa; Chordata; Lepidosauria; Squamata; Natricidae
Product: protocadherin gamma-A6-like
Exons: 1
Coding region: 72-2537 (821 amino acids)
Biological process (GO): homophilic cell-cell adhesion
Cellular component (GO): plasma membrane
Molecular function (GO): calcium ion binding
Source: RefSeq, a predicted model, not a curated record